CUGGAUGCGUUGACGCCCCCAUAGCCUCAAUUUCCUCAGCUUUCCCUCUGUCCUAGCUUGCCAGUCCCACUCUCGCCUCUCUUUUAUAAACAGACGUUCCUCAUUCACUCGCAGCGAUGGCUGCCAACUACAACUCCGUGCCUCCCACUUCUCCUUACGGGUCUGGAGACCCUUACUACAAUGAGUCCUCGGGAUAUAUAACACCCCAUAAUCCACCCAAGAAAAAGACCAGCGGCUGGAUUAAGUUUGGCAUACCAGUUGCUCUAAUUAUCAUCGCUGCUGCUGUGGUAGGUGGUGUCCUUGGUAGCCGUGCUGCCCGCAACAAGAGCAGCGCCUCUAGCGAUGCUGCGGCUGCCGCCUCCGCUUCUAGCGUGAAGAAAGAUAUUGGUAUCUUUGCCACAGGCACAGACAGUCUUUAUGGUCUGCCACUAUACCCUUCCACUACGAAUUCGGCUGCCUAUUCUUCUCCCACUUUCGUCUCCACAACGGAUUCAUCGCUCGCCUGGCCACAGGACUCUUUCCAGCCUUCAAAUCCGAGCAUCACUGCUGUUCGCCCUGACAGACCCCGUCUGAUUGCCCCCGCUUACAAGUGGGCGGCCCUCCCCAAUCUUAUUGCCAAUGACCCAUACAUGACGUUCUGGAACCAGACCAUCUUCAUGAACGCUACGAUUUGGUACAACGCUGACCCAGUACCGUACAUCUAUGAUGGAGGCAAUGGUAUCCUGGACCCUGCUCGUCAAGUCAAGCAGCGCAUCAAGGCAUUCUCGUACUGCUACCGCGUGACCAACGACACCAAGUGGCUUGAUAGAACUUGGGUUGAGCUGCAGAAUUCUGCCGGUAAUCUGACGGGUGGUUGGGGCCCCGACAACUCAACUAAAUGGAACCCCGUCCAUUUCCUUGAUACUGCCGAGUUGACCAAUGCAUAUGCCAUUGCCUAUGACUGGCUCUACGACUCUUGGUCCGAUGAUCAGAAGUCAGCCAUCAUGUGGACUAUGAUCACCUACGGCCUCAACGCUGGUGCUAUUGGUUAUUCCGACAACGACCCCAUGUACUACGGGUGGUGGACCACCAAUACGCAAGGCAACUGGAACUGUGUCUGCAAUGACGGCUUGACCCUGGGUUCCCUUGCUAUCCUCAACGACGACCCUACUGGUGUCGCUGAACAGCUUCUCGCUCAGACAAUUCCCAACGCCCUGGCCAACUGUGUUCAGGCGACUUCCAGCGACGGUACCUGGUCGGAAACGCCUGACUACUGGUACUUUGGUAGCACCGGUCACGCCGAACUUGCCGCCGGUGUUGUCUCCGCCACGGGCUCGGACCUUGGGCUGCUCUCGUCGAACCCGAACCUGUACCUGAGCGGCCUGUUCCACAUGUAUGUUACGGGACCCGGGUCGCUGUUCCACUACGGCGACAACGGAGUGAACAGGUACACGGCCACGGCGAACGCGCUCAUGUACUACGGCCUGAUGUACGGCAAGCCCGAGUAUCAGCUGUUCCAGCGCGACCAGACGGAUGCCCCCGACCCUUGGAAUAUGUUCUGGUACAAUCCCACCGUGUCAGGCGCAUUCUGGGACGAUCUUCCUCUCGAUCAUUACUUCAGCAACAGCAUCGAUCAGUGGGCCUCGAUGAGAUCCAGCUGGGCCGACGAGAAUGCUCUGUACGUUGGUAUCAAGGCCGGCACUCUCCAGGGUCACCAAACUCACAACGAUCUCGACGUUGGCGACUUUGUGGUCGAUGCCUUGGGCACUCGCUGGUUCGGAGAGCUUGGAGACGAGAACUACCUGGUCCCUGGUUACUUUACCAGUGACGCUCAGGAUGCUCAGCGGUGGUUGUACUACCGCAAGCGUACCGAGGGCCAGAACACUAUUAUGAUUGACGCGGGGAACCAGAAUGUCGAGGCAGCUCCGACGGUGACGUUUGACACCACCAACACCACGCAGGGCUCUACCACUGUCGCGGACAUUUCCAGCGAUUCGACUGCUUACUUUGUUGGUGACCUUACGAGCGCCUACUUCAACACGACAUCUUUGAAGCGUGGUAUUCGGAUGAUCAACGGACGUAAGCAGGUGCUCGUGCAGGACGAGAUCAAUGCGCAAGCUUCGGUGAUGUGGCGCGCUCACACCAACGCCACGGUCACCCUCUCGAACAACAACCAAACUGCGACUCUGCAAAUCGGAGACGCGCAGAUGGUCGUCGAGCUGCAGAACGCGCCCUCUGGUGCCGCGUUCUCCACGAUGGCGGCCGUUCGUCUGCCCACAGACCCGCCUCUCCCGGCUGGCGGCUCGGACUUGCCGAACGACGGAGUGACGGUGCUUGCUAUUAGUCUGCCGGAGGGUUCGUACACGCUGGAGGUGUUGAUGAGUCCGCAGUGGCCUGGGAUGUCGUCGAGCUCGUAUGCGAGCCCUAGCUCUGUGGCGCUGGACAGCUGGUCGUUGACGAGCCACCCUUGAACUUCAUCCAACUUCUUGCUAUUCGACUUGAAUUUCUUUCUACUAUACUGGAACAUGGAUUCUUUUUAUACGGUUCUGUUUUCGACGAUUAGCGGACGUUGUGUUGCUUGUUUUAGGAUAGCAUAGCUAAUGAGCUGUAGUGGAGCGAUGCGACGAUGUGAAUUGAUGAGUGCG
This is a messenger RNA of Coniophora puteana RWD-64-598 SS2, 2624 nucleotides long. RefSeq lists its product as uncharacterized. Bases 117 to 2450 code for a protein of 777 amino acids. The transcript is spliced from 4 exons. Lineage: Eukaryota; Fungi; Basidiomycota; Agaricomycetes; Boletales; Coniophoraceae. The record is from RefSeq and is a predicted model, not a curated record.